Messenger RNA from Chanos chanos (milkfish), 508 nucleotides. RefSeq names its product ATP synthase, H+ transporting, mitochondrial F0 complex, subunit g (gene atp5mg). The record is from RefSeq and is a predicted model, not a curated record. NCBI's taxonomy places the organism in Eukaryota, Metazoa, Chordata, Actinopteri, Gonorynchiformes, Chanidae. Bases 74 to 385 code for a protein of 103 amino acids. Gene Ontology annotation, molecular function: proton transmembrane transporter activity. Gene Ontology annotation, biological process: proton motive force-driven ATP synthesis. The transcript is spliced from 3 exons.
UCGCCGAGGUGACAUUCAGUCGAGAGCCACUGUUGAAGAGGAGCUGUAGUGAGAAACUUGAAAUUUGUGAAAAAUGGCUCAGGCGGUGCAGAAACUGGUGGCCAAAAUACCAACAAUGGUUGGCGCCGCCGUGACCUACUCCAAACCCCGGCUAGCGACCUUCUGGUACUACGCCCGGGUAGAACUCGUCCCUCCGACACCGGCCGAGAUUCCCAAAGCCAUCGGUGGUCUCCAGGACGUCAUCAAAGGAUUCCAGUCAGGACGGCUCGGUCAGACCACAGUCAGGGAUGCGCUGAGGAAUGGCUUGGUUGCCACGGAGGUUCUGAUGUGGUUCUACAUCGGAGAGAUCAUCGGGAAAAGGGGCAUUGUUGGCUAUGAUGUGUAAAUGUGGACUUUCCCUGAACCGUUUCCUCUCAGCUGAGCUUAUUUGUGUAUACUCUCCAUUACCAGUUCGAAACUGUCUUGGAACCCAGUGAAGAAAAUAAAUGUCUAUUGUUAAGUAAAGGCC